CGCUUUUAGCACAGCGGCGCGGCGAGCCUGGCUGCAGCUUUGCUUUUUAGCGGGCGCCUCCGCCACUGCGCUGCCCGGGCCGGGCAGGCUGCACGGGCUCUUGCCGCGUCGGCAUCGCCGUGGAUUACGAUCAAUGACGAAAUUCCGGGCCGCUCGGCUGGGCUGGGGGGGCCGGGCCCUACCAGGUUAUGCCUGGCUAUUGCCUAGCCGGGGUGCCCAGCCCGGGCACUGUGCGCCGUGCCGUGAGUGAAGGCCUGGAAGAUAGACGAAUGAUAGGCUGUGCAGCGGCUCUUCGAGAGUAGAGUACACGAUGGGAGCAAAGGUCCGGGCGGGUGAAGACAUGUGCCUCAAGACGUGGCCGCGCAUCCGCGGAUACAUCGACGUGCGGUGUGGUGGUGUGCCAUUGGACGUGACGAAUUGUUGUGACAUUGCCUACGUCUACUUCGACUCGGCGCGUCCGACCCUUGCGGGACUGGUUGGGCACGGAGCCUGCCACCUGCCAGCGCUACUGGCGGUGGCAGUGACACACGGAACCCGACCGGACAGACAGCAGAACUCACCAGUAGCGUGGGGCGGACCGAAUACCUCCGCGCGGGAGAGUUGCGAGAAGAUUACUCUGCGAUGGCACUAUGCGUGACAAACGCUGCAGUUGCGCUCGACGGCGUCGCCGUCGUCAGGCUGAAACCUCGCCCAGGGGCUGCUCGCUCGCGGCCGCAAGCUGCCCCUUCUGCUAUCGGCACCUCACCAAGUCUCACCUGUCGAUUGCCUCAUUCUCGUUCUCGAAGGGCAACGGAUGCAGUCCGAGCCCCUACCCCACGACACGACUCCCGCCAGCGAGGGGCUCCCAGGCUCCAGGAGGUCCAGCGGUCAGCUGAUCGUCUUCAGGCCGUGCAACCACUGCAUGGCGACGACGUUACUUGUCUGCUAAACGAGAGAAUCAAGGACAUGGUUCAGAGAUUGUAGUGGUAGCGUUUCCUUAAUGUCCCCGUCUAAUGAAGGUGCAUGUAAGACGAUUAGAAAGGUUCCGGCAAAGAGCUACGAUGGAAAAUAAGAAAGAUGACAGCGAUGUAGUUGCGUCCUCUCUCGCCACCGUCAUUAGACAAAGUCUUAAUGCACCCUUCAGAAGAGAGUGUCUCCUGCUUCUUGGGGUCACAAACAUUCGAGAAGCUGAAGAGAAAAUAAAUCUGUUAUUGAAAUCUAGAGAAAUAGAGAAGAGGGUUACCAAAACGGCUAUUGACAUGAAGAAAACGAUCACCUCUGAAGGCGGUCAGCAAAGUUUAGUGCAGGAAUUAGAGGAGAAUGUCAAAGGGCAUACAGUACCCGAUAAAAUAGAUUCUUCAGUGCCUCACCCUGACCUAGGCAUCAAGCUGGAAAUUGCAGUUCCAUUAAUAAUCAAAGAGAACAAUUAUGUAAAGUGUGAUGCUCAAUCAACUGAACUUCAUUCAGAUGAAGAAGCACAGCUUGACUGGGAAGUUGAACAACUCUAAGAUUCAAAUUGAGAUCCAAGAGUAGACAGAAUAUAUCAAGUUUUAAUUUUGGCAAGGUAAAAAUCUUCAUGGUGUGUUCCGAAGAUGUUCACAGAUUUUAGAGAGAUAAAUCUCGAAUGGGUGUGAAAUAUAAGAACACAUUUCUCUCAUAGCCAUGCCUUUAUUUUAGGAGAUGAUGAAUAUCAUAAAAUAUGUAGUAUGCAAACACAUCUGAAGUGUCAAGACUUGCAGUGUUGCCAUAUAAAUGUAAAAAGCUCACUUUUAAUAAAGCCAAUAAUAAAAAAUAGAGUAACAAAUGCAAAAGAUGCAAAUUUUAACAAUUCAUUUUUAAUGGUAUUCAUAAGAAACAAGGCAGACCACAUGUAAGUGUAUCUGACAUCAAAGCUCAUAACUAACCAUGUAAAUGAUAGUAUUAAAUGGAAACAACAUUCAAUGAGCCAAAAGUUAAUCAAAGAUAAUACAAAAGCUAAUAAAUAGGUAAACUUUGCCUUCAUAUUUAUUUUAUAAGUCACACAUCAAAAAGAAAAGAUUAGGAGUGCAAAUACUACACACUUACAUUUUGUCAAAAGCAAACUGGUAUUCAAAGACUGAUCAAAUUAAGCCAUAAAGUAUUUUAUCAAAUCUCAGAAAAAUUUCAGCAAAAUUUUGAAAAUUUUCCCAUUACAGAGCAUUAUGGCUAAGCCACAACUUUAUGUGGAGGAUAGGCACAUAGAUUCUUUUUGUACGCAUUAAUAUCAGAAAUAAAAUAUUCUUUAGAAUGCA
Frankliniella occidentalis (western flower thrips) is the source of this 2249-nucleotide messenger RNA. RefSeq lists its product as uncharacterized. The record is from RefSeq and is a predicted model, not a curated record. Lineage: Eukaryota; Metazoa; Arthropoda; Insecta; Thysanoptera; Thripidae. The transcript is spliced from 5 exons. Bases 993 to 1487 code for a protein of 164 amino acids.